AUGACCGCGGAAGAUACCAAGUUCUACUACAUCGGCGUCGACGUCGGCACGGGCUCGGCGCGUGCAGCGCUGGUCGACGACGAUGGCAACAUCCUCGCCGAGUCGACGCACGCCACACAGACGUACCGCGUCGAGGCGGAUUCGCGCAUCUUUGAGCAGUCGACCACCGACAUCUGGGCGCAGAUCAAGCUCGCCAUCACGCAGGUCGUGGCCGCCUCUAAAGUCGAUCCGGCGCGCAUCAAGGGCCUCGGCUUCGACGCCACCUGCUCGCUUGCUGUCACCGACUUUGACGGUCGCCCCAUCGCAGUGACUCCGCAGCAGCCGUCGUCGAGCGGGUGGGGUCCCGGCGAGCGCAACGUGAUCCUGUGGGCGGACCAUCGCGCCGAGGACGAGGCGGCGCUCAUCAACGCAACGGGAUCCAAGGUGCUCAACUACGUCGGCAAGACCAUGUCGCUCGAGAUGGAGAUCCCCAAGAUCCUGUGGCUCAAGAAGCACAUGCCGGCGGAGCUUUUCAAGCAGUGCAUGUUCUUUGAUCUGCCUGACUAUCUCACCUACCGUGCCACGGGAUCGCUCGCACGCAGCAACUGCUCGCUCGUGUGCAAGUGCUCCUACAUCCCGCCGGGCGUCGACGGGUCCGAGCUCGGAUGGCAGCCCGACUUUUUCGAGCAGAUCGGGCUGGGCGAGCUCGUCAAGGAUGACUUCAAGCAGCUCGGUGGCGUUCCCGGCCGCAACGGCAUGGUGCUUACGGCCGGACAGCCCGUCGGUCAGGGACUUACUGCCGACGUGGCUGCAGAGCUCGGACUGCAACCUGGCACGGCGGUGGGCUCGGCGCUCAUCGAUGCCUACGCUGGCUGGGUGGGUACCGUCGCUGCGCCGGCAACGAACGCAGUAGAUGAGGCGAGCAACCACCCAUCGCUGAUCAGCUCGCAGAACCGAUUGGCGGCGAUUGCUGGCACCAGCACGUGCUACUGCGUCCAGUCGCCCGAUGGCAUCCUCGUCGACGGCGUCUGGGGCCCGUACAAGCAUGCCGUGUUCCCCGGCCUGUGGAUGAACGAAGGCGGACAGUCAUCUACUGGCCAGCUGAUUGACUUUAUCAUCGAUACGCAUCCUGCGUCUCCGCAGCUGCGCACGCUGGCGUCCGAAACCAACCGCUCGCCGUUCACGGUGCUGCACGACAAGAUCGACGAGCUGGUCGCAGCCGCUGGUCUGCCCGACGCCUCGUGGCUCACCAAGGAUGUGUUUGUGUAUCCUGACUUCCAUGGUAAUCGCUCUCCGCUCGCCGACCCGCAGAUGCGCGGUAUGAUCACGGGACUCAAGCUCGACCGCAGCCUUACGGACCUGGCCGUGCGCUACUACGCCACGCUCGAGGCGAUUGCCCUGCAGACGCGCCAUAUUGUGUCCGAGAUGAACGCAAAGGGCCACAAGAUCGACGCGAUCUACAUGAGCGGUGGCCACGUCAAGAACGCAGUGUUCAUGCAGCUGAUCGCCGACGUGUGCGGCAUGCCGGUGCAGCUGCCCUUCAGCUCGUCGGCGAGCGUCGUGGCUGGAUCGGCGAUUCUCGGACGCUUUGCCGCCGAUGUCCAGGAUCCCAAGGCUACCAAUGCGUCGGGAACGUAUGCGCCCAAGGUGGCAACGACCAUCACGGAUCAGAAGUCGGCAGAGACCGCUUCGUACGAGCAUAAGGACCAUCUGUGGGACCUCAUGGUGCGCAUGACCAAGCCGGGCACCCUCGUCUUCCCGCGCAAGGACGCCAAGCUCGCGGCACUGCUCGACGUCAAGUACCAGAUCUUCCAAGAGUGCAUCGCCACCCAGCGCAGGUGGAAGUCGAUGGUCGCCGAGGUGCUCACUUAA
Moesziomyces antarcticus is the source of this 1851-nucleotide messenger RNA. Its product is annotated as pentulose kinase. Bases 1 to 1851 code for a protein of 616 amino acids. NCBI's taxonomy places the organism in Eukaryota, Fungi, Basidiomycota, Ustilaginomycetes, Ustilaginales, Ustilaginaceae. Gene Ontology annotation, molecular function: phosphotransferase activity, alcohol group as acceptor; kinase activity. Gene Ontology annotation, biological process: carbohydrate metabolic process. The record is from RefSeq and is a predicted model, not a curated record. The transcript has a single exon.